Messenger RNA from Fopius arisanus, 1674 nucleotides. RefSeq names its product broad-complex core protein isoforms 1/2/3/4/5. Gene Ontology annotation, molecular function: protein binding. The record is from RefSeq and is a predicted model, not a curated record. Gene Ontology annotation, biological process: regulation of transcription by RNA polymerase II. NCBI's taxonomy places the organism in Eukaryota, Metazoa, Arthropoda, Insecta, Hymenoptera, Braconidae. Gene Ontology annotation, cellular component: nucleus.
AAUUCGUCGCCCACACAUAUGAAGGCAUCACAGCCUGCAGUUCGCUCCCAGCUGAGGAAUAUUGCCCCUGCCCCUUCAUCUCAGAAGAAUUCCUCCAAGACUCUGGUCCUUAAGACCAUUCCCCUGAAAGUCAAACAAGUUGCUCCAACGACUAUUAAGAUGUUACCGAAGCAACCGAGUGUUCGGAUGCCUCAGAAUGUUGUCCCACCACAACCUGCAGAGGUAUGUCUAAGGUGGAACAGCUACCACAGCAACAUGCAGAGCAGCUUCCCAACUCUCUUGGACUCUGAAGAGUUUGUCGACGUGACUCUCGCCUGCGAGGGCAAAUCUGUCAAGUGCCACAAGAUCAUUCUCUCCUCCUGCAGUGAUUACCUGGCUGCAUUACUGCGUGAAAAUCCCUGCCAGCACCCCAUAAUAUUGAUGAAGGAUCUGAAGUUCUGGGAAGUUGAAGCACUAGUUAAAUUCAUGUACAAGGGGGAAGUAAACGUCGCCCAUGAUAAGUUGCCACAGCUUCUAAAUGCAGCUGAAGCACUUCAAGUGAAGGGAUUGGCUGGUCCCACUCCCCCUCAGACUCAGAAUCCUCCCACGCCUAUUUCACAAUCGAGACUCCAGACAACUCCAGCGGCUCCAAAACCUUCCGAGAAAGAUUCAAAAUCUUUCAACUUCUCUUCAAAAUCUCAGUCUAGUCCCAAACGAGGUGUUAAACGUCCUAUGGAGCACAAGGGUACUCGACCCUUCACGAAAAUUCGUAUUCAUCAUCCAAAGCUACCACCUUCUAGCGCAUCAUCACCGACGAUAAAGCUGGAGCCUCUGGACAUACCCCUGAGUGACACUGACAUAUUCCCUGAGACCAAUGACGACAGCUCCACGACAAAUUACGAUAAUCUCAUAACAAUGCACGAGGCUGAUGAUCCUGGGGGAGAUGAACGACCUGACUCAGCUGAUGGUGAUAUUCAAUUUGAUUUCCAUGGAUCCGAGGACAUCACAGAUGCUGAGGAACAGAUGGAAUUCGUACCGACUGAUUUUUUGGAACAGGAACAUGAUAUUUUGGAAGAAGUUGAUGCUGACAGCAGCAGGAACAGUGUUGAGGAGAUCAGAGAUGGUGAUCUGGAGGCUGAAACUCCUGAUGACGAUGAGAAAGAUGAUGAUGGAGAUGGGGGUGGAGGUGAAGUUGAAGCAGAUGAUGAUGAGUUGAGUAAAAAGGAUGAGACGUAGGGAAUGAGAUUUAUUUCAUUUUUACUGAGGACGAAAUUUCGAGGCCUCUCUGAAGGAAACUCAUCAUUUUCUUGAUAAUGUUUCGAAACACAUGAAGUGGAAAGUGCAUUAUUUCUCUACAUCCGUUGAAUUUCACGAGUAUAUUCAAUUACACUUGUCUUUCGUUGAUUACUCGUCCUUCUGAUCAAUGAACAUUGGUUUCUAAUCUUAAGGUUGAAGAGUAACGCAUUUAGAGUCAUGUUUAAAAUGUGGACUGUCAAAUUUUAUAUUUCAUUAUAUAAAGGAUCUAUCUUUAAGGAAUAGUUGACGCGAAAUCUGUGUGACCUGUACUCUAUCACGUAUUUUGGUUGAUACGUGAAUAAUAUAUUGAGAUAUUAAGAAACGAUUAAUGGAAUUCAUGAAGAAAGUAAAUAUCUGAAGCUGUAAUUUAUCUUAUAAAAUAUAUGACUUCGAAAACUA